This is a messenger RNA of Ceratitis capitata (Mediterranean fruit fly), 2439 nucleotides long. RefSeq lists its product as uncharacterized. The coding region runs from base 470 to 2131 and encodes 553 amino acids. Lineage: Eukaryota; Metazoa; Arthropoda; Insecta; Diptera; Tephritidae. The transcript has 5 exons. Gene Ontology annotation, cellular component: plasma membrane. The record is from RefSeq and is a predicted model, not a curated record.
CUCAAAAGCCAUUCGCUUGUGGAACCUCGUGCUGGAAAGUCAUUCGAGUUAGCGGUGUUAUUGUCGCCGCAGCGUGAUUGUGUUCGCAGCUCAGAUCCUCGGAGUCUAAGAUCUUUCAAGUUGAUAUAUGUAAAUCUAAUUUGAAAUAGACUUUCAAUUCGUGAGCAUUUAAAUGCAAAGUGUUUUUGCAAAAAAAUUGGUUUAAAUCAAUUCGUAAAAAAAAAAUAUUGAAAUUAAAAAAAAAAAAUUAAGUAAUAAGUGACUUCAUAAAGGAGCUUAUACAUACUCGUACAUACAUAUGUAUGUACCAGCAUAAGCUUUACAGUGCGUUUAACUCAGUACUUGCCAAGGAGUUUUUGAAGAAGCGUCAAAGUCAAGAGCGAAAGCUGACGCGUGGCUGCAGCUGUUAGCAUAGAGUUUGUACUUUAAAUUGAGAAUUUACUUGCUGAGGGGCAGCAUCAACCAUAAAAUGCGUCGCUUAAUUGGUGUACUGUUUCUAAGUCUGUUGGGCUUGGAUUUACAGAAUGUGGCGAGAGCUGAUGUAACGCGCGAUGAUAUACGAGGCACCAUGCAAUCGCUAGUCUACUCUUACAACCAGCUGGACAACAAAUUGGAACGACACGAGCAUCGUGAGCGGGCACUUGGUGAAUUACUCAAGAAAGCUUUGCAAACGCUGCAAAAGGGGCAAAAGAAUCUGGAACCAUUAAAUGGUAUAUUUGGACGUUUGGAUGAGCGAGUUAGCCAGAUCGAAACGAUGUUGAUAACGCAAGAAGAAAAAUACAACAUACAGACUGAAAAGCUCGGCGAAACUUUGGAACACAUCUUCAAAUGGAUGCGUGAGAACGAUGAGUGCUAUAAACGACCACCUGGACCGCUAGCGAUUGCACCGGCACCAAUUGUGCAAGCACCAGCCAUACCACCAGAGUUCCUCAAAGAGCAGGAAAAAAUCAACCAAAAGUUGCUUGAGCAGAUAAUGACAUUAUCGCAGAAUGUUGCCAAACUCUUGGAUACAUCCAAUCAUAUGAUGGAACAGACGGAAGUGGCAUUCAAGAGCGUGCCAUCCACUGCGGAAAUGUUAACUAAAAUUGAAGAUAAAUUAGUGAGCUAUAGUGUGGUAACACCAGCACCAUUACCAGAGCCGGUAGAUAAUUCUGAGUUUGAGAACAAAGUGUUGGUGAAGUUCGAUGAGCUCGCGACUGGCAUACAAGAGCUACGAGCACAGCCAAAGCCGAAGGAGGGAUUAACAGAAGCAGACAAGGAAUUUAUACAUGGUUUGACGAACGAAACACUCGGUGCGCUCGAAAACGUAAAGGUUAAUGUGCAGAGUAGUACAGAUAAAGCUCAAGCUGAGACCGCAUCACUUAUCAAGGCAUCCGCAGAGAAUCUUCAGGCCGGUGCUGAUAAAAUUUCUGAUGGGGUCACGAAACAUACAGAUUUACUCGAGAAAUUCUACAACGAAAUGAACUCGAGUUACAGCAAAUUGAAUGACGCUCUUGAGGUAUUCAGCAAAUUCAACAAUAUCCUAAUGACGAACUCGGAAAAUGUUUUUGACACCCAACGCAAGGUGGAAUUCGGCACCAUACAGACGGUGCAAAAGAUCAACGAUAUAAUUGACAAACAACGUGAAGAGAUGUUCGAUUUGUUGAAGACGCGUUUCGACGCCAUCGAUGAGAACAUCAUUAACAGUCAAAUGGAGACAAUGCAAAAUCUCAGUUCGACCAUUGAGACUGAGAUCAGUCAUGUGUGGCGCCAAAUUUCCAUUAUGAAUGGCGAGAUAACCGAAAACCGAGAUCUACUCAAUCUAAUGCAAGGACGGAAUGAGGUAUUCGUCAACAGCACAUUCGGCAGCAUGGAUUCAAUGGGUAAUAAAGUGGAAGACAUUAAGGGGCGUAUGUUUGAGAUGGACACAAAUUUGAACUAUCUUUUGGGCAAACUGUCUUUGAUGUCACAGGAAUUCGACGCCAUCAAACAAGGACUCGCCGAUUCGUUGGAGCAGUUGCGUAACACUUUCCAUGUAAUGCAAGACAAGUUACCUGUAUCCGGUCCGGGGCCACAUAAUAUAGCCAAAAAUGAAUAUGAAACCGAAUUAAAUCUAUUAAAUAAACGUCAUGCCGAAGAUGUAGCGCAGUGAGCGAGCCAGCGCAUGCUAGCGGAGAGUACAAUUAUUUAUGGGCGUAAACUAAUUCGAAAAGAAAUCACUUACUUAGUUUAGUUAAGUUAAAAGCUAUAAAAUUUUUAUAACUUUUAAUCUAUGUAUGUAUUCAUCCAUCUUAUGCAAUUAAUUCAGUUCAUUCAUUUUUUUUUUCAUUUUUUGUCAACGAACAAUACCAAAACACAUUAUUUUUGGUUAUAUUCAGUUAUUUAUAGGAUAUUAACCGUUAGUUCACACUUUCUCCUUUGUAUUACGUAAUUAAUAAAGUAUGAAAAAGUCAAUAUAAA